Messenger RNA from Drosophila willistoni, 681 nucleotides. It is a transcript of the gene E(spl)malpha-BFM, whose product is annotated as enhancer of split malpha protein. The transcript has a single exon. Gene Ontology annotation, biological process: sensory organ development; Notch signaling pathway. Bases 75 to 503 code for a protein of 142 amino acids. The record is from RefSeq and is a predicted model, not a curated record. NCBI's taxonomy places the organism in Eukaryota, Metazoa, Arthropoda, Insecta, Diptera, Drosophilidae.
AGCGUUUCAAGCAACACAUACAACAAACAACAAGCCUAGUUUUUCCCAAAAACUAACAAACUACAUAUAUAAAAAUGUGCCAACAAGUCAUUGUCGCCGCCACCAACAACUCAACCACCAACAAAAUGAAGACCAGCUACAGUAUCAAGCAGGUCUUGAAGACUCUGUUCAAGAAGCAGCAAAAGCAACAACAACAGCAGCAGCAAUUCCAACGUCAACACUCUUUGGAAUCUCUGGAAUCGGUGGAAAAUCUACGCAACGCUCAAGUCGAAGAGGCCUACUAUGCCGAAAUCGAUGAGAAUGCCGCCAAUGAGAAAAUUGCCCAGUAUGAAUUGGAAAAUCACAUUGAACAGGAUGAGGAUGAGGAUGUCUAUGUCCCAGUACGUUUCGCACGCACUCAGGCUGGUACUUUCUUCUGGACCACCAAUCUGCAGCCAGUUGCCAGCAUUGAGCCAGCCCAUUGCUACUCCAUGCAAUAUCAAGAUCGUUGGGCUCAGGCUUAAAUAACAUCAUCUCGACCUGAUCAUCCAUUUAAUAAUCUUCAAGCUUUAAUCAUUGUGAUACCAGCAGCGGCCUUCCAGCUAAAACAAACAAACAAAAAAUCUCAGCGAUCCAGCGCUUCCAAUUAGUACUUAAGAUAUUUGUGAUAGAAAAUGAGAGCUUUAACAAAAAACUAAAACU